Molecule: messenger RNA, 11581 nt
Organism: Hypanus sabinus (Atlantic stingray)
Lineage: Eukaryota; Metazoa; Chordata; Chondrichthyes; Myliobatiformes; Dasyatidae
Product: activating transcription factor 7-interacting protein 1-like
Exons: 10
Coding region: 246-2030 (594 amino acids)
Source: RefSeq, a predicted model, not a curated record
UCCAACUGCGGCCGCGCGGCGGCGGCUCGAGCCCCGGCUGCCGGUUGGCGCCGGCGUGCGGAGGGGCGGGGUAUGCGGUUUGAAAUUUCGAGGGUAAUUCACGCGGCGAAUGGUCGUUGCCUGUGCGCGCCCCCACCCCGGGGCCGCCCUCGUUGGAUCAGUUUCGGUACCGAGUAAGAUACCCGGUAGCUGCCCAAUUCGCGCACGGUUCGGUGCUGUGCUUGGGGCCUGGUCGAUAAUCAAACAUGGCAAGUAUUAUCCCACGAAAAGGUUUCAGAGCAAAGAAAACCCUUAGAGUAAGUGACCGCCAACAGUGGGAAGCAUUACUCCAAGGAAGACAUCACAUUGAGAAUGGACAGCCCAACAAAGAAUGUGAUAAUCACGAAAAGUGUUUGCAGUGUGUGGAUACAGAAAAUAUAGAUGGUGGUAAACAUAAUGACCUCAUCGUUUCAAAACAUAAAAAUAAUGAACUUCCAGAGUCGGCAGUAAACCAUAGAGCUACAUUUAGUGACAAAAAUGAGGUCAUGAAGACCAAGUUCAAAAAGUCUCCUGCUGUUGGCAUAACAGAAAACCAGGUUGAGAAUCGAAGCUUAAAAAGUCCAAAAAAUGUUCAAACUAGUGGUCACCUUGAAACUAAAACAUAUCCUCAGAAGAAACAUCAUAAUAGUAGCUUGCUAAAAAAGAAUAUAAGCUCAUCUUCAGAAACUGUUGUUCAAAACAAAACUCCUCAUGGUAGUACUCUAUGUAUAUCUUCCUUUGUAUUAAAAGAGGACUUUAACAGGGCUUCUAAGACCAAAUCUACCAAGGUUUCCAAGACGCUGAAUCAGAAAAAUUAUGUGAAAUCCAUUCAUUCAGAUAAAAACAGGAAUGUCAAAGCAGCCUUUCACAUUGUUGAUACUGAAGAACUUAUUUCUUCAAACUCUAACAAUACAACUGGCAAGCUAAAGAAAUUAAAGCAUUCUCUUGUUCCUGUCUUAGAAAAAUUGCCUACUGAGACACAAUGGAACAUGAUGAAUAAUGUACAGUUGUCAGAAUUACGUGUUACUGAAAAUAUAAAUAACAAAAUUAAAAUAAGUAUACAUACUGAAAGUCAAAGUUCCAGUGUUUCAAAAUGCCAUUAUAAAGAGAAAUCAAUUGAAUCUAAAAUUCUCACUGAUGAUCAAGAUGAUAUUGAAUGUACCCCUAUUAUCCUAAAGGAGAUGAAAACCCCUGAUCGAGCUGAAAGGAAGAGGUUCCAUUCAAGAAGAGAAGGAAAAAAUAAGCACAAGAAAAUCAAGAUUUCACAUGAUGCGAAAAGUGUCCAUUUCAACUUAAGUUGUGAAAAAAGUACACAAACAGCCAAGAAGAUAACCUGGGAGGAGGUUCAAAAAAUCCUUCACCAUAAAAUGAACACGGAGCUUGGUAGUGAUACUUUGGGCAAGAAACUUGAAGAGUUAACAAGACGAGUUGAAAACAUUGACUGCACACAAAAACAUGAAGAGCUGGCCAAAAGUAUUCAAUCUAGAAUAAAACAUUUGGAAAAGAAAGUAAAUAUUUUACAGGCAGUAAAUAGCGCAAGGCUCAGGAGGAACCCAGAAGAGCCUCAAAUGACUCCUGUAUCACAUGAUCCAAUUUCUGGAGCAAAUCUGAAAAAUGCGGAGCCCGUGGCAAAUGAAAACUACGUGGAUUCAUGUACAGUCCUCGGAGCUCCAUCAGACCAGAAAUCACAGCUUUUGCCUUAUAGGAAAACUUCUGAUUCUAUUAAUUAUGAAUUGAACUUGCAGAAGACUAAAAGAACUUCAAAUUCUGUGCCUACAGACGCAAAGAAUACAAGGAAUAUUCCAUUGCCAAAGAAUUUGGACACUGUAACGCCAGCAAAUACACACUGCGGGGACAUGGCUUCGAAAACAACAGAAGGGAACACAGAGUCCCCAGACACUCUGGUUUGGCAACCUAAUAGGAAAGAAGAACUAGGUAAUACAAGACAGGAAAGUAAUGCGACAAGUAGUCAAAUAAUAAUUGAUCUUACAAAAGGCAAUGAACAAUCAUAGUCAGAAAAAAGGUACUCCUUUUUUAUGAUUCAAAGGAUCAAGUGAAGCUGAAAAUGAAAGCAGAGCAGGAAGAUAAACUUUUGUUGUUGAAUCUGUGGAUGUGUGACAAAGGCAUGCGGAGAUCAUCUUUUCAAUUGUUGCAUCAUUAUUGAAAAUUUUAACAAAGAUGGAACAUAAUUGAAAUACUGCAUACCAGAAUACUUGUGAAUCAAAUAAAUAAUAACCGUAUAUUUCUGUAUUUAUGUAUAUUCCCUUUCAAUCAGCAGUUCCUACUACAGUUUCAACAGGAGAUCUACUUACUAAACCUGAUACCUCAGGCCAUCCCAGGAGCCUGCAGUAUAUCCAACGCAUAUGAAAAGUGGAAUUGCAAUCUCCUGGAGUGCUGCGGAUGUUCAACAGAUUUGUGCCUCUAUAUACAGUUUUGUGAUACUAUAUAUGCAUACCAUGAUGAUCCUAGUUUGAAGUGCCUGUGACAAUGGAAAAUAUUUGGAGAGGCAAAAUCUCUCCUUCCACUUGCACUUUGUUUCUGUUUUACUUGAAAUUUAAUAUUUUACUUAUUCAAGCAAAAAUCACCCAUUGUUAUUUUGUCUUUUUCUGUGAAUCACAAGCAUUUUGCUUAUUAGAACCUAAAGAAAUCCAUAUCCAUCAUUCGUUAUCGCAUUGCUUAUGCAAAAAUACUAAAAAUGAAAACAACUUUAGUUUAUUGUGAACUGCUCUUUAUGGAUUAGUUACUGAGGAAAUUUUGGUCCGGUUUUGCCUAAGUUCAUUAAAAACAAAUGUGUUUAAGCAUUUGUCAAUGUGGUGUUCAUUUUUGAACAGAAGUAAAUAAUGUGUUCAUAUGUAAACAUUAAACUUGUCCUACUAAAUUUAAAUUGAAAAUUUACACAUUUGGAUAAGUGUUAUUGCAAUCAAAUCACUUUCCCAAGUUAUGUGUCCAUGAAAAUAUUUGAUACCAAAGUGCUAACUGUUUUAAGUCACUAUUUAGUUUUUUUUUCAGGACUGAAAGUUCAAACUCCUACCAAGGUGUUCAUACUUUUUGAUCACCUUUUGUAUUGUGUAGUCUGCAACCACAAAUAUAAACCAAAAGUUCUCACCUUGAUCAGAAAACACAUGGGUGUGCCUCUUACUACUUUUUCUUGAAGAUUCUAUGUUACGAAUGCCUGACCUGAGGACUUCCCUACAUACAAACAAACUCCUAAAAUGUUUUUAAAUUCAAAAGUCCAACAUAUGUUCAUUCAUUCCUAUGAGUAGCCAAACUAGUUUACACUCUCUCCACUUUUAAUAAUUACUCCUAAUCAGCCUUGUGCCUUUAAUACUGUGGAGGUAUAGUAAUUAUAUCAAGUGAUUUUUGUGUAUUUGCUGACUUAAGGGCAUCAGUAAAAUUGGGCUCAAUUAUCCCGGGACAGCCUGUACUUCAUUAGAUACUGAAAAUUACAAUCUGAGCAUUGAUGCAUAAUCUAAAUGACAAAAUGCCAUUUCCAUAACAGAUCAUUAAAAAUGUCUUCUUAAUUUUAAAUUAACACAAUUUUGAACACUAAUUAGAAUGGGAAAAGUAAUUAUGAAAUACUAUGGUUAUAUUUUUACGGACAUUUAUAGUUGAUUUUGUCUGAGAAAAGCUAGAAAUUGAGUCAUUUAAAAUUGCUCAUCCACUUAAGCAAGAGGCUAAAUUUUGUAAAUACAAUAAAAUCUGUAGUUCAUCACGUGAGCAUUCUGACAGACUGGGCUUGUGCAAAAACUGAUAAAUGAGCAAAGAUAUUGUGAAUCCCAUGUGAGGUGUUGACAGUUCAGAAAAGCGUUGCAACAGAGCUCAAAUUGGAAACCAGGUUUUUACAUUUUGAUCCAAAUGUGCCUAAAUAUUCCUUUGUUUAAAGAGAAUGUAUCAAACUAACUGUGAAAUCAAUGAUGCUAAAGUAGAUUGCAAGCUUUUUAAUCUGUGUUGCACAUAACAAAAGAUUCCAUAAUAAUUGAAAUGUUAGUCUGAAAUUUGCAAAAGUGAUCUGCAACAAUAAAUUCAGUUAAUUGUCAGAAAGUAAUUACGUGAAGUAUGCAACCAAAGGAAUCUGUAGGAUUAUACAACUUGACAGGUCGUUUCAUUUAUUUAGUAAAUAUUCACUUUCUAUAUUUCUCAAACUAUUGGUCAUACUUGUAGUUUACAAUCUUGCACCAGAAAAAUAUUCCAUAGCAAUGGCAAUGCAUAUUUAAUAGCAGUGGUUUUUUGCAAAGAGAUCAUUUGUACCUUCCAUAUGCAUAUCGAAUUAUAUUAGCUGUUAAAAAUUGCUCCUACAAUGUGUCAUGCUGUUGUUAGCAAGUUUUAAGUUAGCAAUUAGUUGCUAGUUUAGAAUAUAUAGGAAAAAUGUCCAAUGAAAUCUCCAAGUGUAUUAAAUGACUGUUAAUUAACAAUGGUGCUUCCUUCAUUCUGAGACUAUGUGUUUUACUAAAGUCUGUCAUUCUGCAUGUAAAUUGGUGCACACUUAAAAUUGCAGGAUGAUUUAGUUAGUAGUUUUAAAGCAAUUACUUGUACAAAUCCUGUUUUAUUUUGAACAUUAAAAUGAUUAAAACACAGUUCUAAUUGAAGAAAGCAGUGUAAGUGCUUCCAUUGAUAUUCAGAUUAAUUGUUUUAUAAAUUUAUAAGUCAUUUAACAUUAACUAGAGAAUAUUCAUCAGAAUUUCUUGCAUUGCAGCAUCAUUAGAACUUUAUUUCUAGAAGAAAAAAUCUUUUUAGCAAAUCAUGCUUUUUAAAUAUUGCAUAUUAGAAGAACAUGCUCCAUUAGUUCUGUUAUUGUUAAAUGAUACCUUCAACAUAUUCUGUAUUGAUGGUUUAACAAUGUGUGGAUGGAGACAGCUGUGGUGCCUAUGGAACAAACUUGGGUAAAUCUUGUUUCCCCCACUACAACUUUUAAAACUCGUAUUGUUUGCUCAGGGAGGUACAGUCAGCAUAUCUGGAGUUGGUUAAUAUAUCAAUUUUCUAUAAGUGAAUACAGUAAAUUAUUCUCACUUCCCCUUUCCUCUAUUUGUUCCUCACUUUUCCAGUUCUGAUGAGUGAAUUAAGAUGUUACUUGUUUCUCUCUCCACAGAUGCUGCCUAACCACAGACUAUCUCCAGCAUCUUAAGUUUUUUUUAAAAAACAGCUCAUGUAAUCAUCAGCAGCCAAGAAAGUCAUAAACACCUGACCACAGCAUAGUAGUAAUCUCUUCUUUAUGAAAACUAGUAUUUCAUUAUAAGGAAAUUCUGUAUUAACUAGUGCUGCAGUGUUGGUGGUGUUGUUAUACAGAUAAAUGGACAUCUGAGGUAAUUUAUGAUUCUAGAAAAAGCAUAAUUUAUAUCUUCAACAGUGAUUCACAUCACCAUUAUUGCUCAUUCUGAGUAGCAUCUGCAUAAGCAACUAUUGUUCAUCGUGGGGCUAUGUAAACAAUCUCAGAAUGAACAGACCUUUAUAAGAUACACAGUUAUAAAAAACUACAGCACAGAAACCGACCCUUCAGCCCAUCUAGUCCAAAAAAAGGGAUGAGCAGUCAGAGUAAGAAACCUCCCACUUUCUUAUUCUGAGUUGCCUUUUUUUUCCCAGUCCUGAUGAAGGCUCCUGGCCUGAAAUGUUAACUGUACUCUUUUCCAAAGAUGCUGCCUGGCCUGUAGAGUUCCUCCAGCAUUUUGUGUGUGUUGCCUGGAUUUCCAGCGUCUGAUUUUCUUGUUCAUGAUUGGUCUUCUUUUAACCCUCCUGAUUUCAUUUUUAAGUUGUCUUUUGCAAUUUUUAUUCUCACAUACCUCAGAGACUCAAUAUUUCUCAAAAACUAAGGUACCCUAAACUUGUUAUCCUUGCCUUUUAUUCUAACAGGCACAUACAAGUUUUGUACACUCAAAAUUUCACAUUGGAAGGCCCCCCCCCCCCCCCCCCACUUACCAAGUACAUCUUUGCCAGGAAACAGCCAGAUCCUUUCUGAUACCAUCAAAAUGGCCUUUUUCCAGUUUUGAAUCCCAACCCGAGAACCAAACUUAUCCUUUUUCAUAAUUACCUUGAACACAUCCUAAGUGUGUUUUGGUUGUUAAUGCAAGCAAUGCAUUUCACUAUAUCUUUAAAUGUACAUGUACCAUGUAAAGCUAAUUAUUAAUCUAUUCCCUCUGCAACCAGAACUUUAGCUUCCCUGUUGGGAGACCACAGUCAGUGCAGAUCUCCUCAGUGAGCACUUUAGAGUGUGUGCUUAGCUCACUGCUCUACUUUUUCUACAGUCCUGACUGUGGCCAAGCACAGCUCAAACACCAUCUAUAAAUCCAUUAAUGUGAUAUUGUUGUUGGUAGAAUAUCACAGGGAUGGGAUACAUCAGCUGGUUGGAUGGUGUUGCAAUAACCUCACACAGUGUCAGCAAGAACAAGGAACUGAUUGUGGACUUCAGGAAGGGAGUGUUGGGAGAACACAUCAGUACUCAUUGAAGGAUCUGGUGGAAAAGGUGAUCUGGAUGUCAGCUUCUCAGGUGAUCUAUCCUAGCACACCAUAUUGAUGCAAUCAUUGAAGGAGGCGUACCAGCAGCUAUACUUCAUUAGUAGUCUGAGGAGAUUCAGCAUGUCACCAAAGGCUUGGACGUUUCUAUAGAUAUGCCAUGGAGACCCUUCUGGCUUGGAACACAGAGUGGUAUGGACUCUAAUGCACAGGUUCAAAAGAGGUGUCAGAGGGUUGUAGAAGUCGGCCAGUUCUAACAUGUGCACAUCCCUCUCCAACAUCAAGGAAGUCUUCAAGAUGUGGUACCUCAAGAGAGCAGCAUCCUUCAUUAAGGACCCUCAACAUCCAGGACAUACCCUCUUAUUGCUAUCACUAGGGAGAAAGUACAGGAACCUGAAGUACACACUCAAUAUUUUAGUAACAGCUUUACCCCUCUGCCAUCAGUUUAUCUGGAACAGACCCAAAACCCAUGUACUAUUUGCUUAGUAUUGUAUAUUAUAGAUUUUAUGACUGCACUAUACUGCUGCUGUAAAACAAAUUUCAUGUCAUGUCAGUGAUAAUGUAUCUGAUUUUGAUUAUUAAUUACUUCAGCUCAAAGUAUUAAAUGAAUGAUAUUAAAUUCCCCAUGGUUAUACAGUAUAGACCAUACCAUAGUCUAAAACUAAUUCAUUUGAGUGGAUGAGUACACUGUACACUGGAUGUCUAGGUUCUCACAAUAUUUAGCAACAGUUCUAAAACGUAUUCACAGUAGUAUAGGCUCCUCUUUUCCAGCCACCUCAGGCUAUACCGGUGCUACAUUGUGACUAACAUCCUUCCAUCAAAGUAAAAGAAAGUUCAGGUCUAAGCUUUUGGGCCAAGACUACUUUGACUUCUUUACCUUCCUUAGAACUGGCAUUACAUAAUUCAAAAUAACAAGUUAUUCAAAAGUUUUGAAUCCAUGCUCUUCAUAUAUUCCAAACAGUUGAUGACAUCCUGAUGGCAUGAACAUUUCUCUAACUUCCAGUAAUUUCCCCUCCUCAUUUCUCUCCCCACCCAUUUUCUUAUUCUGGCUUUUGUGUCCUUCCUUUGCAGACCUGAUGAAGGGUGUUGGCCUGAAACAUCUACUGGUUUUUUUCCCUUUCCAUGGAUUCUGCAUGACCUGCUGAGUUCCUUCAGCAUGUUUGUGUUACUCUGGAUUUGCAGCAUCUGCAAAAUUUGUGUUUACAAAACACUUCAGAACUGUUUAAUCUGUUUUCCGGUUUGUGUUUCCAUAAGACCAUAUUGUUUCUGGAUCGGUCAGGGCAUCAAAGGAUAUGGCAAGAAGGCAGGUGUAUGGGGUUGAGUGGGAUCUGGGAUCGCCCAUGAUGGAAUGACAGAGCAGACUUGAUGAACUGUAUGUGUUAUAGACUGUAGACAAUUUCAGUGAAGCCAUAAGUUACAGGAGCAAAAUUAGGCCAUUUUGCCUAUUGCGUGUGCUCCAUCAUUUCAUCAUGGCUGAUCCAAUUUUCCUCUCAGCCCCAAUCUCCUAUCUUCUCCCCAUAUCCCUUCAUGCCCUGACCAAUCAAGAAUCUAUCAACCUUAAAUAUACAUAAAUACUUGGCCUCUACAGCUGCCUGUGGCAACAAAUUUCACAGAUUCACCACUCUCUGGCUAAAGAAAUUCCUCCUCAUCUCCAUUCUAAAGGGACACCCAUCUAUUCUGAGGCUAUCCUCUGGUAUUAGAAUCUCCCACCAUACAAAACACCAGAUUACUGAUCACAUGCUGAUGCAGACCUGUAGAUCACAAGGAGGUUGAAUUUCAGACAAGCUGGACCAAUUUCUGUUAUUUAUCGGGGACAGGGGGUAGCAUAAAUUGACAAUCUAAACAAAUUAAUGAUUUGCUAGGCUGUACUUUAUUAUACAUACAAAAUACAGAUAAUUGUCAAUCAUUCCUUAUAUUUUGGAUUUCUUUAUCAGAGUCUAUAUUAUCACAUCAUUGUAGAAUCACGGUAACAUAACUAAACAAAAAUGCUACGUUAAAAACAAUCACACUACUAAUAAGACACUCAACCUGGUAAUUUUUUAAACUAUAUAUUGAAGGAGGAAGAAAAUAUUUUCUAAAAAGGCUCUUUGAAAACUAAUUAAUAUGGUAAAUUAGAUCCAAAGGAAGAAAUAAGUAAGUGAAGCAUGUUUAAUAAUCUGAUUGUUUAUGGCUUACUUAAUCUGUCAGAUCCAUGUUUACCUCGUACAAAUGUUGGACUAUAUACAAGAUUUUAAUUGCAAAUGUUUUAUUUAAAAUAUAGGAUUUAUAUCCAUAAUUGUGUUUUUCGAUUUUAAAAACUUGCGUGCUUUUGUUUGAAACCAAUUCUAGCUUAUUUGUCAACUAUUAAAGUACUAAACAAUGUAAAAUCAAACUUGUACUAAAAUUCAUGAACUGCAAACUUAAUUCAUAAAUCUAGUUUAUGUCCUAAGCUAUAUCACUCAAUGACAGAAUUUAAUUGAUUCAAAAACAAAUGGACUCAGGAUCAAUGGCCAGCAAAUCAAAAUGCAUGCAAGUCUUUCACAAUACACACAAAUACAGUGUAUCUAGAAACUGUCCUACCCCUUCUGAUCUUUUCAGUGAUUUUUAUCCUUCUAUAGUAAUUUUAGCAAAAAAUAUAGGUUAAUUUGUUAUCUGUGACAUUGCGAGAGAAAAUCCAUAUUUAUUAUGCACAGGAUUUAAAUGCAAAUUUAUACUGGGUGUGAGCAUUAGCUUGUAUCACUGCACAGUAUCACUAGAGUAAAAAGCAUCGAUAACAAAUUAGCAUGCAAUAAAUAUAUUACAAAAAUAAGACCUUAAUAUAUUGUGGUAAAGAAAAUAUCAACUUUGGAACGAGUGGUUACUCCAAUAAGAUGUCUUUUAAGUGGAUCUUCAAAAAAAUAAUUUGGUUUGUAUACUGUCAUAAUUUUAUUUAGGACUGACUAAUAUAUUUAAAAAAAAUCUCCUUUAUUACCUCAUUGGUUAUGCAAUGGAAUACAGUUGCAAAAAUCAAAUUGUGAUCCUCACUAUGGAAACCACGGUCCCUCUGUCUCUUCCAUGAACAUGUGUAGUUGCACUGUUAAUAAAUUGCCAACUUUUACUGUUUCCAUUGACUGACAAUGAGUUAUUAAAAAAGUACACCUAACUUUUUUUAUAAAAGGAAAGGUUUGCUCACUACACUAUAAACGUAGCUAAACUGGCGAUUUUAAAAAACAACCGCUUUUUAGGUAUUGAGUAAAAUAUUUGAAGAAAACUAUUAACUGGUUACUUGACAUUAUGUUAAUUCUGCCACUAAAAGUUAUAUAAAAAUGUGUCACAACUGUUGUAUUGAUGGUCAUUAUCCUGGAAGUGGAUCUGUAGUUGCAUUUCCUACACUGAGUUACAAUUUCUAUGUAAGUUAAAACUGAUUUUUUGAAGUAAUGUUCAGUUCUCUGGAAUGGCGCUACAUUGAGAGAUGAGAUAGUCCUUUGCCAGGAUGUUGAAUGCAAAGUUUCAGUGCUAUUAUAUUACUUUCUAUUUAUGUUGAUCCUAAUUUUCUGAUUAUAAAAAAUAAGUACAGGAAUGGAAAAUGCUGAGAGCAAAAAGCAACUGUGCAACAAGUUCUGUCUGAUGUUUAGGUUUUAAAGCCUCUGCAAUCAUUGCAGUCCAGCUAAUCAGGAAAAAAACAAGCAGCACCAACAUACUAAUGCUGAAUUCAAGUAUUUAUUUACAGCAGUAUUUUCUGUUUCCACUAAUGUCAGGAUGGUUAAGAGUUUCUUAUUUAGUUUCUGAGAAAACCUCUUGUAUGAUUUAGCUAAAUAAUGAGGGAAAAGUUCUGUUGGCUGUGCUCAGUUCAGUGUUUAUAUUAUAGAGAGGGAGUCAUAAUCACAGUAAAUCGAUUCAAAAUGUCCAAUUAUUGAAGUGCAAAAGUUUAAUAAUUACCCUUGGGACAUCUAGGGGCAAAAAAGCUACAAUCAGUGGCCACUAAAUUAGGUGUACCUGUACACUUGUUUGUUAAAGCAAAUUUCAGUUAUUUGGUCAGAAAGGGGAAGAAAUAUGAUCUAAAUUACUUUGACCAUGGAUUGAUUUUUGGUCCCAGAUAGGGUGGAUGAGCAUCUCAGAAGCUGCUGAUCUGGGAUUUUUACACGACUCUAGAGUACAGAGAAUGGUGCGAGAAACAAAAAAAAAUCCAGUGAAUGGCUGUUCUGUGGGCAAAAACACCCUUGUUAAUGAGAGAGGUUAGAGGAGAAUGGCCAAUUUAAUUCAAGCUGUCAGGAAAGCAACAGUAACUGGUUAAGAAGGUGUACGGUGUAUUGGCCUCCAUCUAUCGAAGAAUUGAAAUUAGGAGCCGAGAGGUGAUGUUGCAGCUAUAUAGGACCCUGGUCAGACCCCACUUGGAGUACUGUGCUCAGUUCUGGUCACCUCACUACAGGAAGGGUGCAGAGGAGAUUUAGAAGAAUGUUGUCUGGAUUGGGGAACAUGCCUUAUGAGAAUAAGUUGAGUGAACUCAGCCUUUUCUCCUUGGAGCACCGGAGAUGAGAGAUGAGCUGAUAGAGGUGUAUAAGAUGAGAGGCAUUGAUCAUGUGGAUAGUCAGAGGCUUUUUUCCAGGGCUGAAAUGGUUGCCACAAGAGGACACAGGUUUAAGGUGCUGGGGAGUAGGUACAGAGGAGAUGUUGGGUAAGUUUUUUACUCAAGAGUGUGGUGAGUGCAUGGAAUGGGCUGCCGACAACAGUGGUGAAACGGAUACAAUAGGGUCUUUUAAGAGAUUUUUGGGUAGGUACAUGGAGCUCAGAAAGAUAGAGGGAUUUGGGUAAGCCUAGUAAUUUCUAAGGUAGGGAGGGACAUGUUUGGCACAACAGGAAAGCCGAUGCUUACUUCUAGUGGUUUACAUUUCACAAGAUGGUUUAUAUUAUGCUAAUAAAUAAAAUGUACAAAUAAGCCCAGACAUCAAAUUUAUUCUUUUUCCAAGGUCAAGAACCAUCAAUUCUAAGCAAUUACAUUUUCCCAUUCACCAGCUUAAAAAAAAUCAAAUGGAUGAUCUUAUAUAUUGUGAUUGCCAGAACACUAUUUGCUUAUUUUUGAUAUGACAUCUGAGGCAGCUAUUAAGCUAUCAAAUCCAUGCUUGCUCUCAAACCAUUGCCAUCAGUCCCAUUCCUCCAGUUA